UCCGUCAGUUCAGUUCAGUCUUACUAGCCGUUCGAUACACCUGUCGCGUAAUGAGAACGAUGAACGCUCAGCAGUAGUAUCAUCGUCAUCGUCGUCGUCGUGUUGUUUAAGUCGCCGCGUUUGAUUCGUCGUUCGAUGUACCGGUUGAACCUUCCCGGCUGAUUCCAGCUAGCUAGGUAUCUAUAACAAUAACAUCAGCUGCGGUUAUGCAUUGAUAAGUGUAUGUACGGUAGAGUUGUGAUGCAAAUCGAUACCCUCCUCCAUAUGCACUAACUAAUCGAACGGUAGCAUCGCCCCAUAGUUGGUUGUUAGUAGUUUGCAGUUGCAUGCAAAUUUAUCCAUCAAGGUGUGGUGGUUAUGCAGUUCGCGUAUCGUGCGCAUCAUGGAAGAAAUUUGAUCUCGGGAUCCACUGGCAGAUAUUGGAGGGCGUCUAGACGCGGCCAAACGUGCACCAGUCAGUCAGUCACUCAUUGAUUGAUUAUUAAGUAUACACUCGGAAUAUGGAAAACGAUCGAAACGAUAGUGAAAUGUGGAUUAACGUACCUGCCUUGGGAAAAACGUGCUUUGUGCCGACAAGGCGCUCAUUGCUGUGAGAAAUUGUAACCUGAAGCCAAUAGUGCUUACAACCUGGUGGAUACACAUGUGCUACGCAAAUUCGUGAAUACAACAAAUGGGAGAAAUGUGUGCUCGUAACUAAAGUGAGGGUUCAAGGAAAAACAAAAGUCUUGGAUCUUGAAAAAAAUGUUGUGUAACGAUGUAAUUUAACCUGACAAAAUAAAGCACCGCCAGUGAUAAGAUUCAGCCUGAGAAUCAGAAAAUGUUUCACACGAAUGUUCGUAUCUGAUAAAAAAUCGAAGAUCCGACGCUUACUGAUAGAGCUGGAAUUAUUCGCAUGCUAAACGUAUCGGAUUCAGGCACCUAUGCUACACAUUUCCUAAUUGGAGUGGUACUACCAGAGUACAUCUUGAUUGCAGUAAGUUUAAAUUCUAAUCAACCAUGGAAUUUGCACUAUCGGUGGACGAGGAAAAUGCCUUAACCCUGUACGAAGAACUCGAACGAACAGACAUCAACACUUUGAAUCUGAACGUGGACUGCUGCUGUGGUUUGCUGAAAUCUUCACCCUUUCAUCAGCCCAAAUCGAAGUCCAGUUCCAGGGAACGUUUCCGUGCAGAUUCCGGGGUAUCCAGUGAUGAUGAGCAACAUGUGGUUGAGCAUCAAUGUUCACGAAACUCAGAGCACAACAACGAUGACAGCAAGCACAGUAAAGGGCAGAAGUGCGAUCUAUACAGCCCGCUGCACAGACAUCCCAAGAGUAGUGGAGGAGCACGAAGCAAAUCCAGUGCGGUCCGGAGGAACGAGCGAUAUCGAUGCUUCGGCUUGCUGGAAUCCAACAUAAUGAACAGUUUUCAGCUGCAAAACUAUCGACGGAAAACCAGUGGUUACGAUUCCGGAAGUUCCUCCGGACAAACCAGUUACAGCUCAACCACCUCCAGCAUGAUCGAGGACAUCUCGGAUAAAAUCGAAGAAAUAGGAAAACUGGAUACCAACAUACAUUCUCUGAUGUACAAAUCAGUUGAGCUUCAUAACGACAUUUUGUCACUCGAAGCAACUACCAAUCGCCUGUUGGCGGAUGCCCGAAAGCUUUCGGACGACCUUGACGAUGUGCGGUACCUCGAUGAAUUGAUCGCCAUUUUAGAAGGUGACAUCGGACCCGUCAUACAUCGUGAAUGGCCCUACAAAAUCUUAUUUGACACGCCCAUAGAAGAGGGCACACCAGUUACGUGAACCGGUCAUCACCUGCACUACUUAGAAGUAUCGUAGCAAUUGUUUUUCCUAAUAACUAGUUAGAAAUUCUUCCACUGUUAAUUUCAAACCGGAACCACAAAUUCACCAGUUGAGGUUUGUUUAAAGUUACCAUAUUUCAAACAUUCUACACAUGUACGACUGCAUUGUGCCUGUCCUGAGCAGUCAAGAACUAACAUACAUAUUCCAAUGUAAGGCCAAAGAGUUGUGACAGCUAUCUACUGAAACGAAAAUAAAACCAAACAUAAAUAGCAGAAACUGUGCUGGUAAGGCAAUAA
Molecule: messenger RNA, 2081 nt
Organism: Uranotaenia lowii
Lineage: Eukaryota; Metazoa; Arthropoda; Insecta; Diptera; Culicidae
Exons: 3
Coding region: 997-1785 (262 amino acids)
Source: RefSeq, a predicted model, not a curated record